This is a messenger RNA of Myotis myotis, 3184 nucleotides long. Its product is annotated as caspase-14-like. The record is from RefSeq and is a predicted model, not a curated record. The coding region runs from base 94 to 1203 and encodes 369 amino acids. Lineage: Eukaryota; Metazoa; Chordata; Mammalia; Chiroptera; Vespertilionidae. Gene Ontology annotation, cellular component: cytoplasm. Gene Ontology annotation, biological process: proteolysis. The transcript is spliced from 7 exons.
AAAGAGGAGAGACGGGAGGCGUGAGCGGCGCGCGGGGCGCAGAGCUCCUCGGAUUGGCCGGGCCUCCGGGGGCUUCCGAUCGGUUGGGCGAAGAUGGAGGGGAGCCUCGAAGGCGGCGGUCUCUCGGGGCCCGACGGCCCCCAGACCAACGGGGAGACCACGCAGACCUGUAAGGAGAUGCAGAGCCGCGUGCAGGAGACCCUGGAGUGGCUGUCCCCGCAGGAGCUGCGCAAGUUCCGCGCCAUCCUGCAGAAGGUGGACGAGGAGCCGCGCGUGACCGCGCUGAAGCUGGAGCUGGAGGGCGGCAGCACCCGGGGGCUGGCCCGGCUCCUCGCCAAGCACUACCACCCGUGGGCCGCGCCGCGCGUCCUCAUCAAGGUCCUGCGGCAGCUGCCCCGCACCGACCUGCUGCCGCGCUGGCAGAGCGACCCCGCCGACGGCCAGGUGAUCCCAAGGAAAGCUCUAAAGAGAAGCUAUGACUGUGUGGACGGUGACUUGGACUGUUACGACCUGAGAGGCAGGCGGAACGCUUUCCUCAUGUGUGUGAAGAAGAACAGGCCAGGGUCUGACCGGGAUGUUGUUCUCAUGAAGGAAUGGCUUGGCCAGUGCCAGUUUGAAUAUACGUCAUGCAUCGACCCUGACAAAAAGGAGUUACUUGAAAAACUAACAUCAUUUCGUGAUGGAUUAAAUGAAAUUAAAGAUGAAAUUAGCUGCUGCCUUGUCACUCUUAUGUCCCAUGGAGAAAAAGGCUCUCUUAAAAUAAGAGAUGAUGAAAGAGUCAGCCUGGAAGAGAUUUUUGAAAUGUUUAAUAAUAAAAAUUGUCCAGCACUUAAGGAGAAACCAAAGAUCUUUAUAAUCCAGGCCUGCAGAGGAGAGAGAAGAGAUAGUGGUGUUGAAACAGAUGAUGAACCCAUGGACUUGGAUGACAUAUCAGAGAAGAAGAGGCUGCCCACGUUCAGUGAUUAUUUCAUCAUCUAUCCUACCCAGGCAGAUCAUGUUGCUUUACGGCACCCCCGCACUGGCUCUGUGAUGAUCGAAGCAAUGACUGAAAUCUAUCAACGGCAUGGAAAUAAGUGGCACAUCGUUGACUUUUUCACCAAAGUGAACAACAAGGUGGUGCACACGGAAUUUUUUCUACGCGAGGAACCAAUAAAAGUGUCGCUCGUCAUGGAAUCAACCCUAACUAGAUUCGUGUACUUUUGACGUCGGGACGGUUUAGGAAAUAAGGACUUCUUUAUCAUAGACUUUGUAAAGAACUGUGAGGCUUUGUAGCAUAGGACAAAUGAGUAUCAUUUUGUCUAAUUUUUGUCACUGGUUGUAUUUCUCUCAUUUGUUUUGUAUACGUAUGCUGUUUUUCUAAGAUUUAACUCCGCGUAUUUGGAGUUUGUAAAUAAUUAGACUUUUUUUUUUACUGAAUUUCUUACUUCCUGAACUGUUAUGAAAACAUGGAAGUCCAGCCCCCAUGUGUGUACUGUUUUAUCAAUGUACUUCUCUUGCUGAUCACCCCCAUCCUCUCCACUGUCAGUGUGGUGCCGGUGUUAAGCCUCAUCUUCUUGGCUUAGUAUUCAGGAACUGCCUUUAUGUGGUCUUCCUCUGGUCCCCGUUUCCCCAUAUUGCUGUCUGACCUUGGGUAUCUCUACUUGUCCUUUGUGUCCUUGAUGCCUUCAUGUUUUCUCCCCCACCCAUUCUCCAGCUUCCUCCUCGCUGCCUCAGUACCUUUGAACUGCUGGUUUCUGCCUGGAACACUCUGUUCCACACCAUAGGCAAGUCCCUUCUGUCCUUCCAAGUUUAGUUCAGGAUUCAGAGACCCUCUGCUUUCCUUCUGUAGCAUUGAACACUACUGUACUUACAUGACUGUGUCGUGGCUCUUAGUCUCUCUCCCCGUUCAGUUAUAAGCUCCAAGAGGCAGAGGCUAUGGGUCUUAUUCAUAACUGUAUUCCAGCUUCCAUCUGUGCCUUAAGACAGAGAGAAGCCCUGUGAGAAAUGUUUAGCAAGUGACUGAUGCCUGUCUUUUCAUUAUUUUAUCCGUUCCUCAGACCUCACCUUAUUACCUCUAUGCCUAUCUAGCCACAUGCUAGUCAUCCCCACCUAUGUGUCCCAUGGCCACUUUUAAAAUAUAUAUAUAUUGAUUUCAGAGAGGAAGGGAGAGGGAGAGAGAAAUAGAAACAUCAAUGAUGAGAGAGAAUCAUUGAUCGGCUGCCUCCUGCACGUCCCCCACUGGGGGUUGAGCCCGCAACCCGACCAUGUGCCCUGACCUGGAAUUGAACCUGACCUUCUGGUUCAUAGGUUGAUGCUCAACCAUUGAGCCAGGCUCCAUGGCCACUUUAAUCAGUUGGAAGUUAAGCUGUUUCCCCUAAGUCUCCCCUAAAUGCCCCCGAUUGUUAAUCCUUACACUCCUCACUGCCUACAGAAUAUGCUCCAGAUUUUCUUCGGAGAAUAUCCCAAGUCCUCUGCCAGGCCCUACCGACACUACCGGAGUGCUCCGUUUGUCCUGGUCGUGGCUAUUCCAGAUGAUCUGCUGUUCCCUCAGUCACCCCCUCACCAAAUGGGACUUGUGAUUUAAUGAAUGUUGACUGAACACUCUCAGAUACUUUAUGUCAUAGUUCACUCUCCUUCCCACCUGAAACGCCCUCAGUUCUGACUGUGCUUCCUCCAGAACACAUUCUCCAGGGUGCCUCUUGGGUCCCAACCCACUAAAAGGGAAAUCUGAAUGCAGACCAGUGUCUUCACAGUAACAAGCUGUGGAUUGGGCAUGGGCUUUCAUUGUAAUGAUGUUCUAACUUCCUAUGUGACGUGGACUGUGUUGGGACCUCGGUUUCCCCAUCUGUAGAAAAGGAGAUGUGGCCCAGCUGACUCAGAACUCUUCCCACUGGACCUCAGGGAACUUUGACUUCUCAGGGAACUUGCUCGUGAACAUCCUGCAGAGGUGACUGUUCCUAAACCCGGAGGUUCGAGAUGGCAUUUGCAUCCGACUGUUGGGCCUGCAGGAGAAGGCAGGUGGUUUGGUGAGGAUGCUGUGAAGAUUGACGGGAGCAACCCAGGAUUUCCAGGCCCAUUUCCAUUUCAGGGAUAGUUGUGUCCUUUUUGGUUAGUGUGAUUUCUUAAGCUUACAUACAUGUGACUUAAUUUUGUAACUUUAAUUUUUGCAUAAAACAUUAAAAAUGCCUGCUUGGUUCAUAAAUAA